AUGGCGCCCCAGGAUGCGCUGGUCGUAAGAGAGCAAGCCGGGCCAGACCAUGCCGUGGUCAAGUAUUCUGCAGAGGACCUCUCACGGCCCAAAGUCGGUCCAGUCAACCCCUUCAAGGAGGAGACUUCGGCUACCGUCAAGCGAAAGAACGUCUUGACGGGCACGGCGGAGGAGACGUUUAUUUCCGAGCACACGUUUCGCAGCAAGCACCGAGCCAUCGAGCGACGCGGCGGCCCCGAGCGCGAGUACCAGACCGUGGCCCAGCGCAAGGAGGCUGCCGCGCAGGUGCGGGCCUCGCGUGAGAGCAAAGGCAGCGCGACGAUUGCUGAAGGUCCCGGCAGCUACGUCGGCCCCUGGGCGCGCUACAAACGGGCCGAGUACGAAGUCGUCGACGAGAACGAGCAGCUGGCGAGCGACGAAGAGUACGAGAUUGUCGAGGAGGAGGAUGAGGAUGUGGUGGAGAGUGGUAUGGUGGUGAAGGCGCCGGAGGCUUCGCUCGCGCGACGUAAAGAGGUGGAGGAGUUGGGCGACGAGACGACGACGUUCAACGGCACACAAGAGCGCGACUACCAAGGACGGACGUACAUGCAUGUGCCGCAGGAUCUGGAUAUUGAUUUGCGCAUGGAAGUUGGCAGCGUCACGAACUACAUCCCCAAGAAGCAGGUGUAUGUUUGGAGGGACCAUAGCGGCGCGGUCACAGCGCUACGCUUCAUGCCCGCGUCGGGCCAUUUGCUGUUAUCGGGCGGCGCGGACACGACGGUGCGCAUCCGCGACAUGUACCACGAUCGGGAGCUUCUGCGGACGUAUUCCGGUCACAGCAAGGCGAUUUCGAGCUUGAGCUUCAACCGCGACGGCACGCAGUUCCUAUCCGCCUCGUACGACCGCAUGAUGAAGCUUUGGGACACGGAGACGGGUGCGUGCGUGAGCAAGUUUACCACGGGCAAGACGCCGCACGUCGUCGAGUUCAACCCGGACCCGGAUCACAGCCACGAGUUCCUCGCGGGCAUGUCGGACAAGAAGAUUAUUCAGUACGACGUGCGGGCGCCGCCGACGGAAAUCGUGCAGGAGUACGACCACCAUCUCGCCGCUAUCAAUACCAUUGUCUUUGUGGACCAGAACCGCCGCUUCAUGACGACGUCGGACGACAAGUCGCUGCGUGCAUGGGACUACAACAUUCCCGUGCCCAUCAAGUAUAUUGCCGAACCCGACAUGUAUCCGAUGACGCGCGCCGCGUUGCACCCCGGCGGCAAGUACGUCGCGUAUCAGAGCUCGGAUAAUCAGAUUCUGGUGUUUGGCGCCACGGACAAGUUUCGGCAGAACCGGAAAAAGAGCUACCGCGGUCAUCACAACGCCGGGCUGGGCAUUGACCUCGCGUGCAGCCCGGAUGGGCAGUUUCUGGCGUCGGGAGACUCUGCUGGGUACGUGUGCUUUUGGGACUGGAAGACGUGCAAGAUGUAUCACAAAAUUCAGGCGAGCAACCAGGCGGUGACGUGCGUCAAGUGGCACCCGCAGGAGACGAGCAAGGUAGUGACGGCGGGUCUGGAUGGGGAAAUUAAGUAUUGGGAUUAA
Molecule: messenger RNA, 1569 nt
Organism: Beauveria bassiana ARSEF 2860
Lineage: Eukaryota; Fungi; Ascomycota; Sordariomycetes; Hypocreales; Cordycipitaceae
Product: WD domain-containing protein
Exons: 1
Coding region: 1-1569 (522 amino acids)
Biological process (GO): mRNA splicing, via spliceosome
Cellular component (GO): catalytic step 2 spliceosome
Molecular function (GO): protein binding; mRNA binding
Source: RefSeq, a predicted model, not a curated record